Messenger RNA from Coprinopsis cinerea okayama7#130, 1455 nucleotides. RefSeq names its product membrane transporter. Gene Ontology annotation, cellular component: membrane. The coding region runs from base 1 to 1455 and encodes 484 amino acids. Gene Ontology annotation, biological process: transmembrane transport. The transcript has 15 exons. The record is from RefSeq and is a predicted model, not a curated record. NCBI's taxonomy places the organism in Eukaryota, Fungi, Basidiomycota, Agaricomycetes, Agaricales, Psathyrellaceae. Gene Ontology annotation, molecular function: transmembrane transporter activity.
AUGAUCGACAGGAACCUCUUGCCAUUGAUGUGCUUCACAUUCGUCAUCAUGAUCGCGGACCAAGUCGUAAUCGCGCAAUCCGCUAUCCUGGGCAUCUUCCAAGGCGCGAAUCUGACACAGGAUCAGUUCAAUUGGCUGGCGACUAUCCUGUAUCUGAGUAUCCUGGCGUUCGAGUAUCCCCAGAAUUUGGCGCUUCAAAGGUUCCCUGUAGGAAAAUGGAUGGCGGUGAAUAUCUUCGUUUGGUCAGUCGCACUUCUCGCACAUGCGGCAUGCAGGUCAUUCGCAGCGCUUGUUGCGUGCAGAAUCGUGUUGGGAAUGUGCGAGAGCGUCAUCCUUCCCGGUUUCAUGAUCGUCACUUCCAUGUUUUACACGCGUGCUGAACAUACGGCUCGCGUUGGCUAUUGGUACAUGGCUGGAAUGUGUGGGAGCAGCUUCCUGGGACUUGUCGCGUUCGCGCUUUUGCAUAUCGAGGGAAAAACUAGGCUCAUGCCAUGGCAGUGGAUGAUGAUUAUCAUGGGUCUUGUGACGUUCGUUUUCGGCGUUAUUUUCGUGAUAUUCUUCCCCGAUUCGCCUACCUCUGCCAAGUUCCUCUCCGAGGAGGAAAGGGCGUUGGCCAUCCAGCGCAUUAAGGUUAACCAAACGGGCGUUGAGAACAAGCGAUUCAAGAAAGAACAGUUCAUCGAAACGCUCAAGGACAUCAAAGUAUGGUACAUGGUCGCAUUCGGGUUUCUCUCGUACGUCUUUACCACCCUCAUGCCCACGCCGCUCAUCUCAGAUGCGCCUAGGCAUGUCCCCGUCUCGAUGACAUUCCAAAAACAAAUCAUCGUCUCCCAAAUGGGCUUCAACGCCCUCCAAACCACCCUCCUCAGCUGUGCCGAUGGGGUCAUCACCGUCAUCGGAAUCUCCAUCGGAAUCUACCUCUCCACCCUGCCCGCGAUUGGCAGGGGCUGGUCGACGAUCAUCACCUCCAUCCCUCCGCUUGUUGGGUCGAUUCUGAUUAAUGUUCUGCCUGGAGAGAAUAAAGUCGCGCUGCUGUUUAUGUAUUGGUUGUCUUUCUGGGUUAGCGUACCAUAUACCGUGUUCUUGGGAUGGGUUACCUCCCUGGUUGCAGGUCACACGAAAAGGAUUACGACGAACGCAAUGGUCCUUAUCGCUGCGUACCUCGGUCUUGCUGUUGGUCCUUUGAUGUGGAAGAAGCAGUAUCAACCACGAAACCGCGUCCCAUGGAUCAUAGUUGCACUCUGUGUCCUAACCUCGGGAAUAUCCCUCUUCGCUCUCCGACUUACGCUCUACCUCGAUAACAAGAAGAGGGAUAGGGAGCCGAGGAGUACGAAGUACGAUGAAGUCUAUAUCAAGAAAGAGUUGGCGGAUGGGACGGUGGAGAAGCAGCAUGUUGACAAGGCUUUCCUCGAUCUCACUGAUAAAGAGAACCGUGACUUCCGAUACGUUUUGUAG